Molecule: messenger RNA, 903 nt
Organism: Cryptosporidium muris RN66
Lineage: Eukaryota; Apicomplexa; Conoidasida; Eucoccidiorida; Cryptosporidiidae
Product: haloacid dehalogenase family protein
Exons: 1
Coding region: 1-903 (300 amino acids)
Cellular component (GO): cytosol
Molecular function (GO): magnesium ion binding; phosphatase activity
Source: RefSeq, a predicted model, not a curated record
AUGAAUGAUAUAAGGUGUAUAAUUACUGAUAUUGAUGGCACUUUAGCUAAUGAGGAAUCGAAAUUAUCUAUAGAAUGUGCAAUGGCAUUUCGUUCUGCAGAAGAUGCGGGAUUUAUCAUUUUUCCAGCUACAGGUAGAUGUCAAAGAGGUCUUUUUGGUAUAUACGAUGAUGAAACAAAUGACAUUAUAAAACAUAAGGGGUAUCCUGGUAUAUAUCAUAAUGGAGCAUUAAUAAUAGGACCAGAUGGUUAUGAAGAUAUUAUUGAGGAGAUAUGUAUAAGCCGUGAAACAUGUAUUGAAAUAAUUAAACGUUUAAAAUCCUUAAAAUUAUGUGAAAAAUUAAAUGAUGGUACUUUAAUAUAUAGAGAUUUAUCUAUUGGUAUAUAUGAACGUGAUUUUGGAAUUGUUGAGAGAUCAACUUUUACUGAAUCAGUUAAAUAUCUUAAUGAUAAAUCUAAUGUAAUUACAAAAGUAGUAGAUGAUUUAUUAGAAUUUGCACAAUCUAUGGAAUAUUUACCUCAAAAAAUUUUAGUUAUUGAACAAAUUUCGAAAUUAGGUCAUCUAGUAGAAGAAAUUGAUCUUAUUGGUAAGGCUUUAGAUGUAAGAGUUGUUUUAUCAUCAAAUGUAUGUAUUGAUAUUCUUCCAACUGGAGUUUCAAAAGGUCAUGCAGCUAAAAUAUUAUUAGAAAGACUUGGUAUUAAACCAGAAAAUACUAUGGCAAUUGGUGAUGCAAAUAAUGACUUAGAGAUUCUUGAGUAUGUUGGUCAUCCAGUAGCUAUGGGUAAUGCAGUUCCGCAAGUAAAAGAAAUAGCAAGACAUAUAGUUGCAACAAAUGAUCAACAUGGUUUUGCUGAAGCAUUAUACAACAUUGCAAAAGUUCCUAGACCAAAAAUAAGUAAUUAA